AUGGAUGACCGGCGGAAUAUCGUACGACGAGCCAAUGAUGCAGUCAAUGAAAGUUUCUCCGCGCUCACAGUCGACGCGAUGAACUUUGCUCUGCACCGAUUUUCUGAGGCAAGGAAAAACUGGCGCGAAGCUAAAGCCUCUCUCAAGUUACUGGAAGAGGAGAUGAGGCUUGCUUUGUCCUCAGAGGUACGACACUUUCAAAUAUCAAAAAAGACGUUUUUUAGGCUUGAACGAACUUAAAUUACUUGGUACUGUUCUGAGCGUUAUAAUUCAGGAGGAAUCUGGAAACGGCAACGGCAACGGCUUACCUGCAUUUGAAGUCCGUCCUCAGGUCGAGAACGGCGACUCUUCUCAGGAGGAAAAUGAGAACCCAACAUAA
Molecule: messenger RNA, 379 nt
Organism: Caenorhabditis auriculariae
Lineage: Eukaryota; Metazoa; Nematoda; Chromadorea; Rhabditida; Rhabditidae
Source: the annotation of a GenBank genome assembly